This is a messenger RNA of Alnus glutinosa, 844 nucleotides long. Its product is annotated as reticulon-like protein B9. The transcript is spliced from 5 exons. NCBI's taxonomy places the organism in Eukaryota, Viridiplantae, Streptophyta, Magnoliopsida, Fagales, Betulaceae. Bases 39 to 653 code for a protein of 204 amino acids. The record is from RefSeq and is a predicted model, not a curated record.
AAAUAUUAGCAGCACAUUACUUUUGACAAUAAUUAACCAUGACAAGUUAUAUUGGAAGAGAUGUACAUCAACUGCUCGGAGGAGGAAAAGUGGCAGAUUUGUUGUUAUGGAAGAACAGAACUGUAUCAGCUACACAUUUGAUUGGGAUGACAGUCAUAUGGUUUCUUUUUGAAGUCGUGGAGUACAAUUUUGUUACCCUCCUCUGCCACAUCUCCAUCACCUCAAUGCUCUUAUUCUUCUUAUGGUGCGUCGGUGCUGAAAUUUUCGGAUGGAAUCCUCCCAAUAUACCAGAAAUUAUCUUGCAGGAGUCUGCAUUCACAGAAUUAGCUUCCAUCUUCCUCACAAGAUUCAAUCAGUUCUUGUCAAAGUUCCUGAACAUUGCCUCGGGAGGAGAUCCACCACGCUUCUUUUUGGCAAUUGUUUCUCUCUAUAUAUUAUCAGUGGUUGGAACCUAUGUCAGCUUUCUGAAUCUCCUUUAUUUUGGUCUCCUUUGCAUGGAAACACUGCCAGUUCUGUAUGACCGAUAUCAGGGCGAUAUUGAUCCUCUAGUUGGCGAAGCAAUCGUAUCCCUGAGAGGAAAGUACAGAUACUUCGAGUCAGAGUUCCUUAACAAGAUUCCAAGAGGGACUGUAAAAGAUAAGAAAGUCAGAUGAAGAAUAUUGCCACAGCACUGGUCGAUCAUCAUGGAAUCGCUUAAUUGUCGUUCCUUGUAGGAGUCGCACAUUCUUAUGGAAAUGCAAUGCUUUGUAAAUGUAAAACGGUUACAUAUGGUCAUUUACUUUUAAAAGUUUGUAUAAAGGAAUAUAGAUGCAUCUAGUGGCCGGAUGUGAGAAAAUUCUAAUUA